GCUUGAAUUUCUAUUGUUAACUUGAGCUCUCUCUGAAACAUAUAAAUUAGUGUUUGGCUGAGAAUUCCAGUGCGAGUCGCAGAAUACAACUUGCACGAUACAGAACUGUAAAGCACGAUGAAGCAUCCCCAGCCCCUUUGCCUUUAAAAUGCCAUGGCAGCACAGAGGCUCUCGGCAGAACACCUUAUCUGCUCUCCAAAGCUGUGACUCUUCAUCCUUUCCUUAUGAAGACCCAGGGGAUUGCUUACUUAGCAUACACCAGAGGCAAUGGAUAGGGUGAGCAGCCACUGCAGCCAGAAACCCCCAGCACCGAGCACGGGCAAUUCCCUCCACAGGCAGAGACUUUGGAGCUGAAUUGUGCUGGACGGAGAGCCCCCGGCUGAGCCGUGUGUGCCCGGGAAGAGCAGCCCCUGGCGCUGGGCUGGGAAGCAAUGCAGAACAUAUGAGCCUUUCCAGUGCACUUCGAGGCUUGGCCAGCUGGAAGCAGGAGCUGUAGCAAACUGCUGUGGAGCCUGUUUGGAAGCUGACUCCAGCACAGGAAUUGAAAUAAAUGAAUUUGGCACCUAAAAGGAGGUUUUGUGGAGUCAACGCUUUCUAAGCAGAGGACAGAGAGAGAUUUGGCAAGAACACCCCGGUGAGAACUGCUUCCAGGUCUGGUGGAGUGAACCUGAGCAGAGCCCGGACGCCGUUAAAGCGCCACUGACCGACAAAACUUUUAAAAUAUGACUGCAGGGAGGAUUUUAUCUCCACCAUGCUGCUAUGCUGGGAUGUGACAGGCUUCCUACCCAGGGCUGGAAGGAGCUCGAUGAUGUUAGGAGCAAAUUCAAAGCCAGAUGAAGAGCGGCCCAAGCAAUGGAGGUGCCAACCCCCGAGCCCGUGUACGUUGACGUGGACAAGGGACUGACGCUGGCAUGCUUUGUGUUCCUCUGCCUCUUCCUGAUUGUGAUGAUCAUCCGCUGUGCAAAAGUCAUCAUGGACCCCUACAGUGCCAUCCCCACGUCCACGUGGGAGGAGCAGCACCUCGAUGACUGACGGGCUCCCAGGCAGAGCCACGGGAUGCUGUGGCCCAGGAGGCCUCUGCCCAGGGGCAGGGCUGGCACACCAACAGCCAUUUUCAGAUUUGCAGGGCAAAGGCAAUAUCUCCAAGAGCACAUAGUGUAAAUUAUUUCUGCUCAACAGGUCAAGGUAUCAGCAAGCCAUUCUGGCAGCAGAGUUUACUACUAUGCAGCAACUCUUAUUUUACAGUUGGCAUUUUAACUCAAGUAGCACAAGGUUCUCCUAAUCUAGUGCUCCUAAGCACUAGAUUUUCCUAAUAUAACUCUUGGUCUAGCACAGUUUGUCCCACCCUCAAUAUCACCUAUAAACCCAGGGUAACCAUCAGUACCAUGAAAAAGCAACAAGAGUAUUCUCUUUUUCCUGGAAACAGAUUGCUUCAAAUAUUCAUUGCUUCCUUGGUCGUUAUGGGUGCAUUUUGGGAAAGGCCCAGAUUUCUUAUUCCAGACCAUCACACUAAGUAGAGGUGCUGAAGUACGUCUGGCUAAGUAGAAUUAUACAAGCAGAUUUAUUCUUUAACUCAGCUGGUUCUGCACUUGCACUCCCUACCCCACUGCAGCCAUAUUUCCAGUGACCAGGAUACAGAAGCACUCAGACUUAGGGGGUUCUGGACUGUUGUAGACCCCAUAGCACCACCUUGUUCUGUCCUAGUCAUGCAAAAAAACAGCCAUUUCCUCUGUCAUGGGCCCUUGGAUUAGUCAGGCCACUGAUUUUGAGCUUGGUAGGCACCAAAAAUCCCUGGAGCAGAGCUUGGACACUGCUGGUGUCAACUACAUAAAUCUUGCUGUGGUUUUCAAAGAGUGAUUCCACAUGCAAUUUCACCCUUCUUUUGCUACAGGUGUACUUCAGUGGGAUGAGACAGGACUGGAAUGACAAAGACAAUAAGCAGAGAGACUUUUCUCCCAGCUUUGUCAUUCAGACUCCUCAGCAGAACAUUUACAGUCACACACAAUAAUAAGCAUUCUACCUCGGAGAAAUUCAGCUCCUUCAAAGGUUUUUCCCACAAAUUUGUAAGGUACAUUUCUUUCUCUCAAUUCAUUAAAACAGCCAUUAUGCAAGAAGGCAGAAGUGAACCUGGGAGCUCUGGAAAUUCAUUAUUUAUCUUUGAAGAAUGGGGACUGCAGCAUACCAAAGUUCUCUAUUCCUCAAAUUCUAAGGUUUGCUCAUGCCUGCCUUUUCUCUCAUGACUACAGGUUCAAUUUAUGGGAUUGAAAGGAAGCAAUUCAGAGCAGGUGCUGCAAGCACCAUGAACAGACAAGGCUUGAGAGCACAAAACUUCAAGAAGGACAUUUCUCCAUUUCCCCUCCUCACCAUCCUACCUGACCCCCAGGUUCUUGCCGUGAGACCACACACAUUGGGUGGGAAAGGUGGAAGCAAAGGCUGUGACAGGAAAAUUAGGACACAGACUUUGUAAGGCACUGGCUGUGUUCUGGCUGUGACAGAUUUGUUUGAUGAUCACACAAGUCAAUUUUUAUGUGCCUCAGUCUACUCAUCAGUGAAAUGGGUGUAACAAUCUCAUCUUGUCACACCUCAUUUUGUCUGUCUAAUAAUACCAGAAAGCACCUGGAGAGCCUUAGAUAGGGACACAGAAAUGAGGUUCUUACUUACAACUCUUCCUGCUAAAAUCAACAGGGAAGGUCUGGGUCUUGUUACACUGCAGGACUCUGUUACAGGGCAGGGGACCUGUCCAGACCCCCAUUUACUCUCUCACUGCAGUAUUUUGGGCCAAGCCAAAUGGCACCAGGCUUUUUUACACAGCCCACUGGUUUCUGAGGAUGUAAGGUGCUCAACACUGAAAACCAGAGAUCCCAAAACAGCAGGCUGUGAGGCAUAUGGAGACUUUUGCAUGGAUCUUUUGAACCACACAAUUUUUGCUGAUCUCCGUUGUAGGAGAUGCCAUUCCUGAGGCAGGAAAUUCAAAGAUUAGCUUUCCUCCUGCUGUCCUCUAGCAAGAGACCUCCACUGCUUCCAUUGCCCACUGCAGAUUGCUCCUCAGGCUGUUAUUUAGCCUCAGCUUCUGCUAGCCAGGUAAUCACCAGGAACAGAGCACUUUUUCAGGCUUGAAUGUUAAAUGUUCAUUGUUCUUGGAGCAAACCCACUGUUCUCUACUAUUGGUGGGCAAGUCUAUCUGUACCACAGGAAUGGAUGUCCCAGCUCAAAGAACAACACUUCUGUUCCCUGGGCUAAAGUUUGGAACCUGUUUUUUUUCAUUAAAUCUUGUAUCCCUCUAUUGGGGCUAUUUACAAAACAAGCAAAAUAACAAAAUUACAUCCAGGCUAGGGACACUUUCAGUGUGCAGGUCACCUGGCUGAGCUCACAGCUGGUGCAGAGCAAGGACAGAGCUUGUCCUCACACCUCUCAGUGCCAGCCCUUCACUUGGUGUUGAUCUGCAUGCAGGACUCUUUGGCAUUGUCACACAUCACUGACAAGCCCCAGUUCAGCUAAGGACUUUUUCAGGUGCUUAAGUUUAACCCUCUGAGCAGGCUGCCCACCUACAGAGACCAGGGUCAGUCCUGUGGCAUGCUCCUGGCAGGGCAGGGACAGCAGCACACAGUCCCUGGAGGAGAAAGCCUGUCUGAGAAUGAAGGGUUACAAAUGCUGAGGAAGCAAAUUGACAGAUUUGCUUUGCAGGGAUGGUUGCCACUGUUUUCUCUUUUUGUCCAGCUGAACAAACCAUUUUAUGGAUUUUCCUGAAAAUCCUCAUGAAAACACCCCUCUGGGUAGCUUUGUUUUCUAAUAAAAAGGCACUUGUCCUCCUGGCAUAGCCUGUCAAGUCCAUCC
Passer domesticus (house sparrow) is the source of this 3834-nucleotide messenger RNA. RefSeq names its product cortexin domain containing 1 (gene CTXND1). The transcript has 4 exons. The record is from RefSeq and is a predicted model, not a curated record. NCBI's taxonomy places the organism in Eukaryota, Metazoa, Chordata, Aves, Passeriformes, Passeridae. The coding region runs from base 853 to 1032 and encodes 59 amino acids.